Messenger RNA from Ilyonectria robusta, 1964 nucleotides. Its product is annotated as NCS1 nucleoside transporter family protein. The transcript has 8 exons. Lineage: Eukaryota; Fungi; Ascomycota; Sordariomycetes; Hypocreales; Nectriaceae. The record is from RefSeq and is a predicted model, not a curated record. Gene Ontology annotation, molecular function: nucleobase transmembrane transporter activity. The coding region runs from base 161 to 1834 and encodes 557 amino acids. Gene Ontology annotation, biological process: nucleobase transport; transmembrane transport. Gene Ontology annotation, cellular component: plasma membrane.
CUUGUAUCACGGCUCCAUCAGCCACUGGCAAGUUCAAGACGCCCUUAAAGGCAUUCGGCCUCGACUUCAACUCACUCUGCAAGUAAAACGGGCUAUUCCGGUCCCUGGGUUCCAAAUCCGCACAAUCCGGUCCGCUCUGCUGCCCAGAGAAAUUUUCACGAUGGGCGUGUCGGAACAGAUCAAACGCGUCGAGCUGCCAAACGGGUCUCAGUGGAUUAACGAUGAUGUACGGCCCGUCAACGCCGAGAGGCGCACGUGGACGUUCCUCGCCUAUCACAACUUCUGGCUGUUGAUCAACUGCAACAUCGCAACGUUUCUGACUGGCAGUGCACUAAUUCCUCUGGGAUUAACCUGGUGGCAAGCCAUCAUCUGCAUUAUUGUGGGAAACCUCCUUGCUACGGGUGCGAUCCUCCUGGCCUCAAUGGCUGGAGCCUAUUACCAUAUUGGUUUCCCCGUAUUUAGUCGAGCAGUGUGGGGUCUCUGGGGCGCCCAGUUCGUUGUCUGGAACCGCAUCUUUCUGUCAUUAGUUUGGUAUGGCUUCCAAUCAUGGGUCGGAGGAGAGUGCAUCUACCUCAUCAUUCUAUCAUGGGAUCCCGGCUUUGAAGGACACAUCCACAACACCAUCCCCGCCGACACGGGAAUGACGUCGGCCCAGUUUCUGUGCUACUUCAUCUUCUGCAUCAUCAGCCUUCCGUUGCUGAUGAUCCAACCUCAUCGGCUGCAAAAGUUCUUUUACUUUACCAGCACGAUAACCCUAAUCUUCUUCGUGGUUCUCCUGAUCUGGGCAUUGGCCACAAUGGGACCUCGUGGUUUUGGAGACACCAUCAGCUCUGGAUCUGUCCUUCCCGCAACUGGGGGCCCAGAUAGCGUCGCGUGGCUCAUGAUUAUGGGCAUCAUGUCCACUAUUGGUUCGAUUGCAGCGGGCAUCCUCAACCAAAACGACUACGCUCGACUUGCUAGACGUCCUGGCGAUGCCAUCUGGGGACAGGCUUUUGCCUUUCCCUUCUACGGUAUUUUUGCUUCAAUCCUGGGAAUUCUUGUCACGGCAGCAACGCAGGAUCGCAUGGGUGAAGCGAUCUGGAACCCGCCAACGUUGUUCGUCCGUUUGCUCGAAAAGGACAAUAGUGCCGGAACUCGCGCAGCCGUCUUCUUUUCGGGACUCGCCUUGGUAGUUUCGCAGAUUGGAAGCAAUCUCCCCGGUAACGCACUGGCUGGUGGCAUCGAUCUGUCUUCCGUGUUUCCUCGAUACAUCAACAUUCGACGAGGAGCGUACAUUACUGCGAUUCUUAGCCCAAUCGUCAACCCCUGGCGACUCGUCAAUACCGCCACCAUCUUCCUUACAGUCCUGUCGAGUUAUGGCGUAUUCCUUGCACCGAUGACGGGCUUGAUGGUUGCAAGCUACCUCGUCGUGUGCAAGCAGAAGCUGAACGUCGACGACCUCUACCGUGGCGAUAAGGGCAGCAUAUACUGGUACACGUGGGGCGUCAACUGGCGUGCUCCGGUUGCGUGGAUUGUGGGGGUCGUUCCCUGUCUGCCCGGUUUUAUUGCCGCAGUAGACACCUCAGUCAGCGUUUCUGAUGGUGCAACGGAACUAUACUACACCAAUUAUAUGUAUGGCUUUCUUUCAAGCGCCUUGGUCUAUAGCGUGCUUCACUUUGCGUUCCCCGAUGCCAGGUCGGAUGAUUUCGUGCGCAACAGCCCCAGUGCCAGGGAUCUCCAGCAGCAGUAUCAGUCUCGGUGGGAUGAUGUGACAUUGGCAGAGACACCGGAACUCCAUGACGACAGCUCGGAUUCACAUAAGAACCAGGGACUGGAGACGACUACUCGGAUUUAGAAGAACGACGUUAAAAGAAGAAUGUGUUUCAAUUGGCAGGGCGAAUUUUAAUGUUUUGGUCGAUAUUAGUAUAAUAAAUGGAACAUGGGCUUGCUAGUCUUUCUCGCUAAAUGUGGCCAAGCCAAACUGG